UGCAUACCCCUUCAUCCAUAUUCACACUAAACUAGAAACAUUCAUCUCCUCCCUCUCUCUUUUUCUAUCUCUCUCUCCAUAACAGAAAAAUGCAGAAGCUCUCUGCGAUCUUAGUGGUGCUGCUCCUAUGCGCAAUUUGCAAUGGUGUUCUCUCUUUCACUGAUGGAAUAUUACCAAAUGGUCAAUUCGAAUAUGGCCCAAAACCUCACCAAAUGAAAGGGACUAAAGUAAUCGAUCCAAAAGCAAUUCCAAAUUGGGAACUCACGGGAUUCGUUGAGUACAUAAAAUCAGGCCAAAAACAAGGUGACAUGUUAUUAGUAGUACCCGAUGGUGCUUACGCAGUGAGACUAGGAGAAGAUGCAUCGAUAAAAACAAAAGUGAAUGUGAAAAAGGGGUUGUUUUAUUCUAUCACAUUUAAUGUUGCUAGAACAUGUGCACAAGAGGAGAAAUUGAACGUUUCGGUGUCACCAAAUUCAGAGCCAAAUGAUUGGGGGAUUUUACCGAUGCAGACGAUGUAUAGUAGCAAUGGUUGGGAUACAUAUGCAUGGGGGUUUUUGGCUGAGGCUAAUGUCAUUGAGAUUGUUAUUCAUAACCCGAGUGUUGAAAAAGAUCCUGCUUGUGGUCCUCUUAUCGAUUCGGUUGCACUAAAGGCUUUGUUCCCACCUAGAAGAACCAACACUAAUAUGUUGAAAAAUGGAGACUUCGAGGAAGGUCCUUUUGUGCUACCUAAGACAGAUGUCGGUGGUGUUUUAAUCCCUCCAAAUAUCGAGGACGACCAUUCCCCACUCCCUGGUUGGAUGAUAGAAUCCUUAAAAGCCGUGAAGUAUUUAGACUCCGAACACUUCGCCAUCCCUAAGGGCAAAAGAGCCGUAGAGUUAAUCGCUGGAAAAGAAAGUGCGAUUGCCCAAGUAGUCAAGACUGUCGCGGGUAAAAACACGCUUAGGGUACCCUACGAAUCAAAAGGCAAGGGUGGGUACAAACAGGCGGUUCUUAAGUUUAGAGCCGUGACUACACGUACCAGAGUCAGGUUUUUUAGUACAUUUUAUCAGAUGAAGACUGACGGGUCUCUCUGUGGUCCAAUUAUCGAUGAUGUUAGAUUGAUUGGCGUCCGAUAUGCUAAACACGCUUGA
Lactuca virosa is the source of this 1130-nucleotide messenger RNA. Lineage: Eukaryota; Viridiplantae; Streptophyta; Magnoliopsida; Asterales; Asteraceae. The record is from the annotation of a GenBank genome assembly.